This is a messenger RNA of Rubroshorea leprosula, 829 nucleotides long. The record is from the annotation of a GenBank genome assembly. NCBI's taxonomy places the organism in Eukaryota, Viridiplantae, Streptophyta, Magnoliopsida, Malvales, Dipterocarpaceae.
CCAUAGAGUUUUCUUUCUUGUUGCAUUUGCCAUUUUUUUUUCUCUCCAUGGAUUUGUGUAGCGCUGUUCAGUUCCUUGAAAACAAGACCAUUUUGGUCUCUGGUGCAACUGGAUUUUUAGCAAAGGUUUUCGUAGAGAAGGUACUGAGAAUUCAGCCUAAUAUCAAAAGGUUGUAUCUUCUCAUGAGAGCGGCUGAUGUCAACUCCGCACAUCAACGCCUUCACAAAGAGGUUCUAGGGAAGGAACUGUUUAGUGUUCUGAGAGGAAUUUUAGGUUCAAAUAUAGAUUCAUUUUUCCAUGAAAAGGUGAUUCCAGUUCCAGGUGAUAUUUCCUGCGAAAACUUGGGGAUACAAGAUAUCACUUUGAGAGCAGAAAUUUGGAAAAACACAAAUAUAGUGAUAAAUUGUGCUGCAACAACUAACUUUGAUGAAAGAUAUGAUGUUGCAUUCGCUAUCAAUACAAUGGGAGCUCUAAAUGUCUUAAACUUUGCAAAGUUAUGUCCAGCAGUAAAGAUGCUUCUCCAUGUUUCAACAGCUUAUGUGUGUGGUGAAGGAACUGGACACAUCAUGGAAGAACCAUUUUGCAUGGGUAAGAGUCUUAAUGGGACAACAGGAAUGGAUUGGCAUGGAGUGACUCGAGCUCAAGGUGCGAAUGUGGCAGUUUACAAUGUUGAGCACGAAGUCGCACCUAAUUGUCACUCACCGAAUGUUGAGUAGUUUAAAAAUGUGUUAGAGAUAAAUGGAGGAAAUUUUCCAAUUGAAAAGUUCUAAACUUGUAAUUUAACAAGUAUUUUGUCUCUGAAUUAUCAUUAUAAAUGAUAAAAGGACAU